Paramecium sonneborni is the source of this 1473-nucleotide messenger RNA. Lineage: Eukaryota; Ciliophora; Oligohymenophorea; Peniculida; Parameciidae. The record is from the annotation of a GenBank genome assembly.
AUGUAAAUAACUACAAUUAAUGAAAAUUCUUUGAACAAGAUUAGAGAAUUUUUAAAUGAUAAAAAAUAGCUUGAUAAAAGUGAAUCUAAUAAAAUUCUCAUAUAAGAUGAAUCCUAAGAAGAUAAAACAAAUUAAUUACAAUUCAAAAUUCUGAAAAAAAAUAAACAAAUAACUCAAAUGAAGGAGGAAAUGAUUGAGUUAUAAGAUAAAUGGUAGGAAGAUCGAAAGGUUUGGUUAAAUGAAUAGAGAGAUCUUGAAAGAAAAUGUGAAUUUUAUAGAGAAAAUGUGUAUGAAUAUUAAUUGAUUUAGACAUGCUGAAAGAUAAAACAAUUAGAAACUUUAAAUAUAAAUAGAUAAAUUAACAUCUAUGUUAAAUGAAAAAACUAAAAUCAAAUUGCAAUAUAAUGGAAAUAAUACUUUAGAAAAAGUAAGUGGUUAAUUAAAUGAGGAAAUUGAUACUUUUAAAAAAGAAACAGGAACUUUGAAAUCAUAAAUAGUUUUAUUAGAAAAUAAAAUAAUCUCAUAAGAAGAAAUAAUUUCAAAAUAAUAGAAGAGAAUAUAAAAAUUGAAAAAGUAGUUGAAUUAUUAAUUGUAAUAAUAAUUGGAAGAACAAAUUGUAGAUGUAAAUAGAUAAAAAAAGAAAAGUACAGAUAUUAGAGAAAAAGUCAGUGAAUUAGAAUCUAAGUUAAAAAUAUUAAGUUUAGAAAAUGAUAGAAUCAAAAAAGAGAAUCGACAAUUACUAUAAGAAAAUGAUUAAUAUAGAAUGAAAAAUGAGAAAUCAAGUAGGCUAAUGCCAUAAAUAGAAGAUUCUAAGUAAUAAAUAAAAAUGAUAUUUUUAGUAAAAGAUUAGAAUAAGAGAUUGCAGAUUAUCAAUAGUAAUUUGAAAAAAUGAGUAAGUAAAUAAAAGAACUUAGUAGUUAAUGUGUUAAUGAAUAAUAAUAGUCAAUUUUAAAUAAUGAGGAAUUAAAAAAGAUGAGUUCAGAAAUAAAAAAUUUAGAAGAAGAAUUAAAUGAAAAAGUACGACUACUACAUAUUGAAUAAAGAUCAAAUACAUAUUUAAAAGAAGAGGCAGAAAAAUACAAAACUUAAUUUGAUAGACUAACAAAUUAGCAACAUUAAUUAACAGACGCUUAAAAUAAAGAUAUGGAUAUUUUGGAAUCUAAAAUUGAAAAAAUCACAAAAGAAUUAUUGAAAUUAAGAGAAGAAAAUAGUAUUCUGAAAUCAUAGUUAUAGAAUCAUAAAAAAGAACAAGGUUAAUAUCUUGAUAUGAUUGAUCAGUUAUAAAAAUAAAACAGAGACUUAAAGGGUAAGAAUAAAAUUUUAGUUUAAUAACAUGAUGAUUUGGAUGCUAGAAUUAAUUAAUUAGCUUAAAUAAAACAAUAAAGAUCUUAUAAGACUAGAAUCUAUGAUACAAAUAAAAAUAUAAAAUAGACACGAUUUGAGAAAUCUGAUAGCAGUUCAUUUUCUGACUGA